Messenger RNA from Hippocampus comes (tiger tail seahorse), 3030 nucleotides. Its product is annotated as transforming growth factor beta-1-induced transcript 1 protein. Lineage: Eukaryota; Metazoa; Chordata; Actinopteri; Syngnathiformes; Syngnathidae. The transcript is spliced from 12 exons. The coding region runs from base 85 to 1710 and encodes 541 amino acids. The record is from RefSeq and is a predicted model, not a curated record.
ACACAGGAAGAGGGAAGGAGUAAGUGAAAAAAAAAUGACGAGAUGCCCUCCUCCUCUUCCUCCUGUGUGGGCGAAUAACGGUGCAUGAGAAGUUAUUGCAGCCAGACAAUAGCGCCAGUCCAUAUUUACACACACACACACACACACACACACACACACAUACACACACACACACACACACGCAUACACACACACAUUCACACGCGCUCGGGAGCCAAGGUGGGGUGUUCCACGAUGGAGGAUUUGGGAGUGCCUGAGCCACUUAACUACCCUCUCAGUCCUCGUAUUGUUGUCUUUGACGCCCUCCUGGCUGAUUUGGAGAGCACCGGCUCCCCUCUCGCUCGUUGCCCGGUCCUCCUUACGUCAGAUCCGCCGAUGCACGCUGACCCGGCUGUGCAGAACCCAACCGAGGUUCGCCCACCGCCACCAGCCUACACUCCACAGCAGACAGUUUCUGCAGCCAUGAAGUCCUCCCAAAAUUCCAAGCCAGACAAACUGUACAGUACAGUGUGUAAAUCCCGCUCUCCCCGCUCAGCUGAUCCUCCUCCUCCUCCGACCUUCUCCUCCUCCUCGCUGCUAGGAGGAGGUCUGAGUGAACUGGACCAUCUGCUACAGGAGCUGAACGCCACCCAGUUCAAUAUCACAGACGAGAUCCUGGCCCAAUUUCCCACUUCUAAAGAUGACAAGAUAAAGGACUCCGCUGUCUCCAACUCUGUAAAGCCCUCAGCAACAUCCGCCACGCUGGAGUUGGACAAACUGAUGGCGUCUCUCUCCGACUUCCGUGUCCAAAGCACACCGGCUGUGCCCGUUAGUCCAGUGAUCACGACAACGACACCAACAACCACAGCAGGAACACCACAGCAGCAGCAGCAGCAGCAGCAGCAGCAGCAGCAGCAGCUAAUGGUCCCUCCACAAGUUACAUCGGGCGGCUCGUUGGACAGCAUGCUGGGGCUCCUCCAAUCCGACUUGAGCCGACAAGGGGUUCAAACUUCUUCCAAAGGAAACUGUUCGGCCUGUCAGAAGCCGGUCGUGGGACAGGUGGUGACGGCCCUGGGCAAGGUGUGGCACCCCGAGCACUUUGUGUGCACGGAAUGCGAGACGGAGUUGGGCAGCCGCAACUUCUUUGAGAAGGAUGGGCGGCCGUACUGCGAGUCCGACUACUUCACGCUCUUCUCGCCUCACUGCGCGCACUGCAACAAGCCCAUACUAAAUAAAAUGGUGACUGCCCUGGACAAGAACUGGCACCCUGAGUGCUUCUGCUGCGUCAAGUGCGGCAGCACGUUUGGUGACGAAGGCUUCCACGACCGCGAGGGCCAGCAGUACUGCCAGCAGUGCUUCCUGACUUUGUUCGCCUCCCGCUGUCAAGGCUGCAGCCAGCCCAUCCUGGAAAACUACAUCUCGGCCCUCAACUCUCUGUGGCACCCGCAGUGCUUCGUCUGCAGGGAGUGUUACAGCCCCUUUGUCAACGGCAGCUUCUUCGAGCAUGAGGGCAAGCCGCUCUGCGAGGCCCACUACCAUCAGUCGCGGGGCAGCGUGUGCCAGGCGUGCCAGCAGCCCAUCCUGGGCCGCUGCGUCACCGCCAUGGGGGCCAAGUUCCACCCCCAUCACCUGGUGUGCCACUUCUGCCUCAAGCCGCUGAGCAAAGGCUGCUUCAAGGAGCAGGAGAACAAGCCCUACUGCCACCUGUGCUUUGUCAAGCUCUUCGGCUAAGGAUGCGGACCACUUGCUCCUCGUGCCCCUCUCUCUCUCUCUCUCUCUUGUCGUUGUUUUGACAUUUUAUACUGUGGCAAUGAAGGUGGAGCUGGCCUCGUUCGUAGUUUGGAGCGUACAGUGAAACCCUGCAAAAAUCCCUGAGUAAUAGAUAAUAGAUGCCACAAGAUGGUAGCGGAGCACUUUUUUUUUUUCCCUCUUCGAAAAGGUUAUGGUCACACUAAGUGAAGGGAGCAGCUUCAUUUCAAUAUAUUUCAUGAGCUGAGUUUGGUACCAAAACAAUACAGUAUUUUGAUAUUUGACAUGGAUUCAGCCUGAGCACAAAAAUUGCAAAUGCGGGAGUUUUUCAGCUCCACAUGGAAGCAAGAGGGCACCAAAGCACGACAUGAAGCUCCUCAAUCACUUCAAUACAGUUCCUUAAGACAAUGCUUUGGCCUGAGCACAAAAGCAGCAAAAUAUGCUACUCCAAAUCUGUGAAUACGUUGAGGGACAUUGUACUGAAAUAAAAAGAACCCCAAAUAAUUAUCUGUUCAAAAACAAAAUGCACUACACUUAGGCCUGGUGGUGUGAAAUAAAACUUAAAGAAGUACACUAUUAGAAUAAGACCAGGAGUGGGCAAAGAAUGGCAUCAAGCAUUUACAUUACAAAGAGUCCUGUAAUAUUUAUUACUUUUAUUUAGCCCUUGAAAUCGAUUCCAUAAAAUGAACGUAUUCCUUGUUUAAUUUAUCUAAAAAAAAAAAAGUUCAUUGAUUUAGCGUUGUAAACAGUACAACGAGACACAAAUGUUUAGUUUUUUUAUAGUUCAUUUGACAAUGAUAAAGAUUAUAAACAAUACAAUUUAAAAAUGAGAAGAAGUUAUUUCAUUAACGCUAUAUGUUUUCCAUACAAUAUUGUAUCUGUUUAUGAAUGACGUGGCCCAUCUGCCCGUUUCAAAAACGCAACGUGACACACAACUUGAGCACAAGUUUGCCCACCCCUGAACUAAACAUCCUUAAAAAUGAGGUCAAAUAUUUUUGUAAUAUGCUUUUAUUGUUUACAAAAUGUGCAAAUUCAAUGUUUUUUUUUAUUUUUUUUACCAAAGAUAUACAAAGUAAAUAUGGAAGGAUUCUCUUCUCUUUCCGAGAAGGAAUUUUUGCUUUGAGUUUAAAGACCCAAUAAAUUCUGCAGACGUUUUUAUGUUGCCCUCUACGUCCAGUAUAUGUUGAGUAGGACCAUUUAACCUGUCACACGUUAGAUAUUACAUCACAUUAUUCUUUCACAAAUCUUGUAUGCACUUUGCCAAAAACUCUUACUAAGAAUAAAAAAAACACAUUUCAUUAU